GUGGCGCAAGUCCCGGGAUCGCUCCGCUGAGUCCGCCCGCGCGUCGCCGCCGUCGCCGCCGCCCCCUGUCCCGGCCCCCCCCCGGGUUCCCGCAGCCCAGCCCGGUCCAGCCCGGUUCCCGGGAGGAUGAAGUUCGUGUAUAAAGAGGAGCAUCCGUUCGAGAAACGCCGCUCUGAGGGCGAGAAGAUCCGAAAGAAAUACCCGGACCGGGUUCCGGUGAUAGUAGAAAAGGCUCCCAAAGCUCGGAUAGGAGACCUGGACAAAAAGAAAUACCUGGUGCCUUCUGAUCUCACAGUUGGUCAGUUCUACUUCUUGAUCCGGAAGCGAAUUCAUCUCCGAGCUGAGGAUGCCUUGUUUUUCUUUGUCAACAAUGUCAUUCCACCCACCAGUGCCACAAUGGGUCAGCUAUACCAGGAGCACCACGAAGAAGACUUCUUUCUGUACAUCGCCUACAGUGAUGAAAGUGUCUACGGUCUGCGAAGCUGCUGCCCCUGAGGUGGGGGGUCUCGUUCUACAAAGAGGUGGCCCCCCCUUCCCUGACCUCCUCCUCCCCUGGGCUCAACCAACACCUCCCUUCUUCAGGACCUGCACUUCCUAAUGUUUGAGGCUCUCCUCCAGCCCUCCUUAGCCGGAGGGCUCCGGGGGAGGUGGCCUCUCGGACAUCUCCUCUCUCCCCUUUCUCUUACCAGCUUUCCCACUCUGCUUUAGACUUCUCAGUUGUCAAUCUCUGUCACCCCCACCCAGUGAUUGUUUUGGUUUCUGUUCCCUUUCUAACUGCCCAAGGGGCUCAGAACCCCAACAUUCCCUUCCUUUCACUACCUUCUUUUUUGGGGGUAGAUGGAAGGGACUGAAAUUGUGGGGGAAAGGUAGGAGGCACAUCAAUAAAGAGGAAACCACCAAGCUGAA
This is a messenger RNA of Mustela erminea (ermine), 906 nucleotides long. It is a transcript of the gene GABARAP, whose product is annotated as GABA type A receptor-associated protein. Gene Ontology annotation, biological process: macroautophagy; cellular response to nitrogen starvation; autophagy of mitochondrion. Bases 127 to 495 code for a protein of 122 amino acids. Gene Ontology annotation, cellular component: autophagosome; autophagosome membrane; cytosol. Lineage: Eukaryota; Metazoa; Chordata; Mammalia; Carnivora; Mustelidae. The record is from RefSeq and is a predicted model, not a curated record. Gene Ontology annotation, molecular function: GABA receptor binding; ubiquitin protein ligase binding. The transcript has 4 exons.